AGGUGGGGAGGGACAGAAGUUGCACCCAGUUCAGUUGCUCCUGAGCCUCGCUGCCAGCGUGGAGGGGACUCACACUGUGCAGGGACUGGGCAUGGCUCUGGGGACACAUUUGAGGACAAUUCUGGAGUCACCCUCACCUCCAGGAACUGAGAGAUGCAGACUGAGAAAUAAUUCUAAGAGGUUUUGAGGAAGAGAGAAAGUAGCAAGCAAAGAGCUGGCAGUGAGAGGUGAUGUCACACACAGCACUGCACCGGCAAGGGCUGAGGCACAAACCCUGAGGUCACAGUGUUCCUGAAUGCUGGCAAACAACCUGAGAGCUGCUCCAGGGUCACUGGAAGCAGUGAGUGGGAGGCACAAGGGAGCUGCUCCGCAGGUGGAGAGCAGAGCACAAACGUGUCUUUCUGGAAGCCAAGAUACGUAAACUUUAUUUCUGUUUCUUUGUGACCAUCAGAAAAUUGCAACACCCAGCCAAACCCAAACCCUGUGUUUGAACGCUCCCUGAGCCCCUGCAUCCCGGGGCCGUGCCCACUGCCCUGGGCAGCUGUUCCAUUCCCACUGCCCUCUGGGGCAGAACCUGUCCCUAACCCCCCCGCCCCUCCCCUGCCACAGCCCCAGGCCGUUCCCUCGGGCCCUGUCGCUGUCACAGAGAGCAGAGCUCAGCGCUGCUCCUCCGCCCCCUGUGAGGAGCUGCAGCCGCCACGAGCGCUGCCCUCAGCCAGCAAGAAAAUCCACAACGUGGAAAUCUGCCGCUUUCAUUCGGUCAGCAGAGCAGCCGGUUGUAAACGAAAAUCAAUUCUGAGGUAGUCACACUUUAAGUGUCUCUCUGAGCAGACUUUUAUUACUUCUGCUGCCCGAGAAGCCCCCAGCCCCUCACAGCCCGGCCACGUGCAGCCCAGCCACGUGACUUCGGCACCGCCCACUUCCGCGCCGCGGCCCAAUCACCGCGCGGCCCCUCCGGACUACGCUUCCCAGCGUGCCCCGCGGCGCGGCCCCUCCGCCUCCUUCCGCCUUCCGCCUGCCGCAAAGUGUCGCGCCGCGGCUCCCAGGCUGUGCCGGUGGCCGCGGGCCGUGCCCGGAGCGAGCUCCGGUGGCAGGAGCGCGGGCGCCAUGGGUGGCGGGCGUUGACCCCGUCCCGCGUGGUCUGGGGCGGCGGUAUGGAGGAGGAGAGCAUGGAGGAGGAGGGCGGCGGCGGCGGGGGCUGCGAGGCCAUGAUGGACGACCAGAACCACAACAACUGGGGAGCCGUGCGGCACCUGCUGGGCCCCGCCACCGCCGCCUCUCUCGGCGACCGCCUCCUGCGCGGCCCCGCGGGGCCUCCGGCCGCGCCGCUGCUGCCCGUGGAGCCCGAGGCCAACGGCGUGCUGAGGGGCUGCGAGCCGGCGGGCGCUGCGGGCAAGGGGGGGCCCGGAGCCAUCGCCGCCGCCAUCAACAUCAACGCCUCCACCUCCAAGUUCCUAAUGAAUGUUAUAACGAUUGAAGACUAUAAGAGCACAUAUUGGCCAAAGUUGGACAGUGCCAUAGAUCAGCUUUUAACUCAGAGUCCUGGUGACUACAUCCCUAUCUCCUAUGAACAAAUAUACAGUUGUGUGUAUAAGUGUGUAUGCCAGCAGCAUUCGGAACAGAUGUAUAGUGACCUAAUAAAAAAGAUAACUAACCACUUAGAGAGAGUCUCAAAGGAGCUGCAGGCCAGCCCUCCAGAUCUCUAUAUUGAAAGAUUUAACAUAGCUCUUGGACAGUAUAUGGGAGCAUUGCAGAGCAUUGUGCCUCUUUUCAUAUAUAUGAAUAAAUUUUACAUAGAAACCAAGCUUAACAGAGACUUAAAAGAUGACCUUAUAAAGCUGUUUACGGAACACGUUGCAGAAAAGCACAUUUACAACCUAAUGCAAUGGGUACAGAUGGCACCAGCUUUAUUUUCUAAAUUCAUCCCAAACAUUCUACCCCCUGCUGUGGAAUCUGAGCUUCAGGAAUAUGCUGCUCAAGACCAGAAACUUCAAAGAGAACUUAUGCAGAAUGGGUUUACUAGAGGUGACCAGUCACGGAAGAGAGCUGGAGAAGAGUUAUCUUACAAUGGCUCAUCAGCUUGUGCAAGCUCCAGGGGGUACAGAUAGUGAAUAUACUGGAUCAGCUUCUAUUCCUAGCCACAACAGACACUGGAGGAGCGCAAGUGAUAUCCGGAGCCUUCUUUGGCAACUGAUGAUACUUGAGCUCUGACACAAACUAUGCCUCGAAGAAGAAUUUUGGACUCUCUUCUUCAUAUAAUAAAAUGUCAGUUGCUGCUACAAUUGGGGUGACUUUGAAAGACAUAUCUCCUUGGUCUCUCAACAAGUUAAUGCUCUACGAUUAUUGUGAAGAACGCACCUUGAAAAAAUAAUCCUUUCAAAGUGGGAAUGGGCAGCCGAAAUCAGCAGCUUCCAAAAGCAUUAGAAUGGAAGAACCUUUUUUGCACUCUUUUCUUAAUAUUAAGGACGUUCUUAAAACUAGUUAACAUGUCAGUGUAUUAGUUUUUAAACUUCAAGGUAUUUUCUGGAGCUUUUGAUUAAAUAAUAGGAAUAAAUUUUCAUUAUUUUGCAGUAUUUGUUUGUUAGUAUAAAAAUUGUCACCUUUUAAGAGUUGGUCCCAUAUAUAUGUAUCUUCUGUCAGGGAGUUUUAAAUUCCAGGUUUUUUUCUUGUUAUUUUGAACUCUGCUUUCCUAUGUGUUUGUACUCUGUGCCUUCAGCUCGUGCACUUUGCAACUUUAUAGACCAUAUUUUGUUACUGCAAAAUGUGUUCUUGAGGAAAAACUUGAUGUGAACAAACAUGCUGCAAAGUUGCACUUUUCUCUUGCAUCAAUAGGAGGUGAAUUUAAAGUGGAAGGAAGAAAAGUUGAACCUGUUACCAUCACGAAUCGUGACUCAGAAGCUUGUCCCUUUUCAUUUUUUGUAUGUGUUAGUGUUCAGUGCUGGGACCAACUCUUGUAGAACCCCUCUCUAACUCUUCAUUGGCCUCCAUAAUUGCAGUUGUUUGAGAUGUGAAUUUCAGACUGAAGGGAAAUACUAAGAUGUGUUUUAGGCUGUGUCGUGUGGAAACAUUAGUUGCCAUGGCUAAAUUUUUUAGGGUGGAUUGUGGAAAAAUUCUCCACUGUGGUAGGUCUGUAAAGUACAUCUCCAUCAGCACAAACCAGAUUUGCACCUGAUUGAUCAGUGAAUACCACCUGUCCAAGAUCACUUUGUGUCUUCUGUGUUAUUGCUCCUUGUGCAGGGAUGUGAUGGGGGUGCGAUGGUGGAUGUAGUCAGAAUCAGGGAGUUCAGGAGUGGUGUAACGCAUGCAUGUGUACCUGCUUCCAGUCCUGUGUGGGUUCAGCAGGAGGUCCAGCUGAGUCCUGUUCUAGGAGGUCAGGACCUGUGGUCUGAAUCCUGAUGAUUGUUAUAUGAGUUUUUACCCAUAUGUGGCUAAUGUAAUUCCUUUGAGGGGAAAAACAUACUUGAAAGAGCAGUUUGACUAAGUUUUUUUAAUACUAUGGAUUUAUUUUUAUCACUUUUAGUUACAAAGAUAAAUGAGUUGGUAAUAUAAAAUCUUUCUGAAACGAAACAAAAGUUUAUUCAGUUAUGUCUUGCACAACUUUUAUUCCUGUUUAAAAAAAACAUAACAAAAACAACAAAACAGAAACUCCUGUAUGCUUGCAUGUGUUCAUUCUGAAAUGCAGGAAAAAGAUUUAAUAAUAAUAUAUGCGGCAGGGAUAAACUUUCUUUUUCAUUAUAUUUUGUAGCCAGAAUUCAUGUAAAUGAGUUUAAUGUUAUCAGUUUCACAUCAACCAUUUUGGCAAUACCUUUAAUUUGGAGGGGGAAAAAAGGGAGAAGGAAAAGGACACCUUGACUGACAGAUUCCAGUGUGAUUAUACCUACGUAUUGCUUUGCAUGCUUGCAAAGAAAAUUUAAUUUUGAGGAAGUUUUAAAAUUAAAAAUGAAUGCAUCAGUCUUUUGUUUUCCAGGGAGAACAAUGCCAGCAGUCAGACCCCAUGCCUAAUAGUGGAAAAGCAAACCAACCUGAAGAGGGAUUUUCAAAUGCUCAUAGCAUUUGUUUCAACUUUCUACCAACCACUUAAGUUGAAGCAACAUUAAACAGAAUCAGGUAUUUUGAAAAACGUUGCUGGUACACAGUGGAGAAGUUAAUGAGCGCUAGGAGGGAACAAAAAGAGAUUUGCCAGCUUCCUGAUUUGUAUCAGUUUUGGCUUUAAACAAAAAUAAAACCACUGAUAGUGUCCUUAGCUUUAAAAAUCACUCUGUGCUGAAAUGACAACACUCGAAUUCAGAGUAGAUGUGUUAACCUAACCUGGUUAAAGUCUGUUUACAACUUCAUUCUCAUUCAUGUAGUACCCUAAGCAAGCUCUGUCAUCUUUGUCAACCGAUUACAACUUUUUCUGUUUUUCAAGUGUUUUUACUGGUUUAAGUUUGUAAAUAACACAGUGCUUUUGCUUCAUGGUUGAGGCAAGAGUUUUAACAUUCAUUUUAUGUCGCAUUAUGCUUGGGGCACAAACUUCUAGGACAAUAAUUCCUUCAGAAGGUAAAGCAUUCUUGUCGGUGUGGUUCACUUCACGCGCACUACAAGCAGUGCUUGGAUGCUUCUCAGUCCUGUGCAGCAUUCUCACUUGGCCAACAUACACGAGAAAUCUGUUUGUUAAGCACUGUAUUACGUUGUAAAUUUGGCAUUAAAAUUUGUGUGUUUUGGCAUUAUUAACAUAAUGCUGAAAUAGUGUUUGUCUAACGCUUUAUCGUUGUGACUGAGCAUGAAACAGAAUACAGCAUACUAUACUAAAUUAUUUGUUUCUCUGUAAACUUGCAUUUUACAGUAAAACUAACUCAGCCACCUUGAGCAUUGGUACUGUAAAGCCACAACAACUAUGAACAGCAUGAUCCUAACUGCAGUAUUUAAUUUAACCAAAUAACUUGUGGUAAAUCCGUUGCAUCUGUAGCUUACUCUGUUAAGAUUAAGCAGUAAAGUUGGUUAUGCAAUGGGUGUCCUCUCUAUGUUGCACUGGUUCUAUAGCCAAACUUGCUACAUUAAAAUAUUUUUAGAUGAA
Messenger RNA from Numida meleagris (helmeted guineafowl), 5056 nucleotides. It is a transcript of the gene CACUL1, whose product is annotated as CDK2 associated cullin domain 1. The record is from RefSeq and is a predicted model, not a curated record. Gene Ontology annotation, molecular function: ubiquitin protein ligase binding. The coding region runs from base 1155 to 2108 and encodes 317 amino acids. NCBI's taxonomy places the organism in Eukaryota, Metazoa, Chordata, Aves, Galliformes, Numididae. The transcript has 10 exons. Gene Ontology annotation, biological process: ubiquitin-dependent protein catabolic process.